AAUUGCUUAACGUAUACUUAUUAUUUUGUACGGAAUGAAACUAUUCAAGAGUUUGUUCUUUUUAUUACUGUUUUUCGUGAGCUUAUAUGCAGAAAAUGGAUUUAAUUGUUAUUCAUGCCAAGGAGGAUUUACAACCCCAUGUGCCUUAAUUCUUCCUGCCGGAGUAUGGGAAUAUUGUACUGGAAAAAAUGCUCAAUGUUUCGAAUCUAUAGAAUUUUUCCAAGGCAGUGCUAUUAAAUAUGUCGAAAGGCGUUGUUGGGUUCCUCCAGCAGGAAGCAACCAAACGGAUUACUGUAAAUCAUGGAAUAAUCCAAAUGGUGAACAGAUUUAUUGCAGGUCAUGUAAAGGUGAUAAGUGUAAUGGAAACAAAUUCAAUCCCAAUUAUGACAAUGGAAAGAAUUCAUGGUUUAUAAAUUCUUCUAACUGUCAUUCAAAAGCCCAUUAAUAGAAUAUAAUUGUAAUAUAUGUAUGUAUAAUUAUAAUUAUAAACAUUUUCAAAAAUAUAAUUGUCAAAUGAAAUGUAUCGGAAACAACAACGCAUUAAUAAAGUAAAUAUGGUGUAAGGUA
This is a messenger RNA of Aethina tumida (small hive beetle), 567 nucleotides long. RefSeq lists its product as uncharacterized. Bases 35 to 445 code for a protein of 136 amino acids. NCBI's taxonomy places the organism in Eukaryota, Metazoa, Arthropoda, Insecta, Coleoptera, Nitidulidae. The transcript has 3 exons. The record is from RefSeq and is a predicted model, not a curated record.